AUGUCUUUCAGGGCUAGUUUGAAGGUACCAAAGUAUGGUCUGUUCUAUUUCCCAAUAGACCAGACUACUAGUAUUAUUCCUAUUAAAAAUAUCCAAAAAGUUGUCCAAGGAGACAAUGUAAGUAAGGGUAGCAAAGUAAUGGUUAAGUUCGAGAGGCAAGUUUAUCAAGCAGAAAUAAUCGGUGUUAACGGUACGUGUGCUCAUUUUUGGUUUACUAGUAUUCAAUUCUAUUGUGUUCGUUUAACUUUAGAGUAACUAUACUCAGGCUUCCUUUUACGUUGUCUAAACAUCUGCUUAUACUUCAGAUGAUUUUUCCGAAUUGCGCGAAACGGAAUCUAAGUUUCUCGAGGACCUGUGA
This is a messenger RNA of Pocillopora meandrina, 358 nucleotides long. NCBI's taxonomy places the organism in Eukaryota, Metazoa, Cnidaria, Anthozoa, Scleractinia, Pocilloporidae. The record is from the annotation of a GenBank genome assembly.